This is a messenger RNA of Rhopalosiphum maidis (corn leaf aphid), 2098 nucleotides long. Its product is annotated as splicing factor U2AF 50 kDa subunit-like. The transcript has 11 exons. The coding region runs from base 242 to 1582 and encodes 446 amino acids. The record is from RefSeq and is a predicted model, not a curated record. Gene Ontology annotation, cellular component: U2-type prespliceosome; commitment complex; U2AF complex. Gene Ontology annotation, biological process: mRNA processing. Lineage: Eukaryota; Metazoa; Arthropoda; Insecta; Hemiptera; Aphididae. Gene Ontology annotation, molecular function: pre-mRNA 3'-splice site binding; poly-pyrimidine tract binding.
AAUGUUACUUGUGUACGCACUGGAGUACCGGACAUUUGUACAGCCCGGUACGGCAGUCACGAGUGUUAAUGAAAAAUAUUAUAAUUAUUAUCAAAGUCGGUUUACUUUUUUCCUAAUUCUGCAUUCAGUAUUUACUAAUAACACAUUACUAAAUGUUUAUGACUUUUCAUUCUGUUUUUUAACGUUGGACGUGAUAAUUCAAAUUAAUCGCUGCGUUUAAUUUAACCACAAACAUAGUGUAAUGGGUGAAGACAAAGAAAGAGAACGAGACAGGGACCGUGGAGAACGUGAUAAAGAACGUGGUGAAAGACGGCGACGUUCACGAUCUAGAGACCGCGAACGUCAUCGCAGACAUCGAUCAAGGAGUCGCGAAGGACGUAAACGUAGUAGAUCUAAGUCACCUAAAAAUAAGUCUAGACGUAGAAAACCAUCUCUUUAUUGGGAUGUUCCGCCACCAGGUUUUGAACAUAUUGCGCCUCUUCAAUAUAAAGCCAUGCAAGCUGCUGGACAAAUUCCUGCAAAUACAAUGCCAGAUACCCCUCAAACAGCUGUCCCUGUUGUUGGCUCUACAAUUACACGCCAAGCAAGAAGGUUGUAUGUUGGCAACAUACCAUUUGGUGUAACAGAGGAUGAAAUGAUGGAAUUCUUUAAUCAGCAGAUGCAUUUGUCUGGAUUAGCUCAAGCUGCUGGUAAUCCUGUGCUUGCAUGUCAAAUUAAUUUAGAUAAAAAUUUUGCAUUUUUGGAGUUUAGGUCUAUUGAUGAAACUACUCAAGCAAUGGCUUUUGAUGGUAUUAAUUUCAAAGGCCAGAGUUUGAAAAUAAGACGACCACAUGAUUAUCAGCCAACACCUGGAAUGACCGAGAGUAAUCCAGUGACAAACUAUAAUUCUGGAAUGACUUUAGACAUGAUGAAAUAUGAUUCCAGCUCAUUUGGUCUUGGAACAGUUCCAGAUUCACCACACAAAAUAUUUAUUGGAGGAUUACCAGCAUACCUUAAUGAUGAACAGGUGAAAGAACUACUUACAUCAUUUGGUCAGUUAAAAGCAUUCAAUUUGGUCAAGGAUGCUGCCACUGGUUUAAGUAAAGGUUAUGCAUUCUGCGAGUAUGCUGAUGUUGUGAUGACUGAUCAGGCCAUUGCUGGUUUGAAUGGUAUGCAAUUAGGAGAAAAAAAAUUAAUUGUACAGAGGGCCAGUAUUGGAGCAAAAAAUCCUGGUCUUGGUCAAGUACCUGUAACAAUUCAAGUCCCUGGACUUACAGUUGUUGGAACUGCAGGACCUCCAACCGAGGUUUUAUGUUUACUGAAUAUGGUAACUCCAGAUGAACUUAAAGAUGAAGAAGAAUAUGAAGAUAUUCUGGAAGAUAUUCGUGAAGAGUGUAAUAAAUACGGCGUAGUUCGGUCACUAGAAAUUCCACGGCCUAUUGAAGGAAUUGAUGUGCCUGGUUGCGGAAAAGUGUUUAUAGAGUUUAAUACUAUUGUUGACUGUCAAAAAGCACAACAAGCUUUGGCAGGCCGAAAGUUCAACAACAGAGUUGUUGUUACUUCAUUCAUGGAACCAGACAAAUAUCAUAGAAGAGAAUUUUAAUUACAAUAAUACUAAACUAAUAAUUAAAAUAUUUGAAUAUUUAUAAUAUUUUUUAAGUUACAGAACCCCUCAAUAUUGAAUUACGACUUAAACUAGUUACAUUAACCUUUAGAUGCAUUUUUUUUUGUCUUUUUGUUAUAUGACUUUUAGACUGAGAUAAAAAUAUUAAAAAUAAAUAAUUCUACCAAUUUGAAUAGUUUAAGAAAAUUUUGUACGAUAUUUAUUAUUAUCGUGUGUAAAAAAUGGUUAAGUGAAUGCCAAAGUGUUUGUAAUUAUUCAUGAAAAUAAUUUUGCUUGGUAUAAACUCAUAGAGCCAGUAUUUUAAGUAGCUUUACCAUAUUUUACCAUACUCAUAGAAACAAUGUAUCAUGUAUGUAUAUCAUUGGAUUUUUAUUUUUAUUUAGUAUUGGUAUUAAAAAAAUAAAAAACACUAGGACAUAAUUAAACUUUUCUUCAAUAUACUGUGAAAAUUUGGUAAAUCUACUGUAAAUAAUAUAUUUAUAUGUUUGUACCGCA